Messenger RNA from Brachypodium distachyon (stiff brome), 640 nucleotides. Its product is annotated as copper transport protein ATX1. Lineage: Eukaryota; Viridiplantae; Streptophyta; Magnoliopsida; Poales; Poaceae. The transcript has 3 exons. Gene Ontology annotation, molecular function: metal ion binding. Bases 151 to 402 code for a protein of 83 amino acids. The record is from RefSeq and is a predicted model, not a curated record.
UCAAAGCGUUACUUGCACGCCACCGCCUAUGCGUUAUUGACCUCCCAGCCCGUCUGGAGCCGUCGUCCAAUCCCUCCGAUUUCCGCCUCUCCUCAGAAUUCAUUCCCGGUUCAACGUUUCCGCUCGGCGCUUUCCCCGAUCCCGCACGCGAUGUCCCAGACUAUUGAACUCAGGGUUGGCAUGUCCUGUGAAGGAUGUGUUGGAGCUGUUAAGCGGGUUCUCAGCAAAAUGGAAGGUGUUGAGUCUUUCGAUGUAGACAUCAAGGAACAGAAGGUCACUGUGAAGGGUAAUGUGACCCCAGAUGCUGUUCUGCAGACUGUUUCGAAGACAGGCAAGAAGACUGCGUUCUGGGAUGCUGAACCUGCGAACAAGGAACCAGUGGCAUCUGCUGUUUCGUCAUAAAAAGUCAUUGACCUCUGUUAUAUGGAUCGUGUGAAGUCUGAUGUAACAAUCUCCCAGUUCAAAUGCUUUGCAAGACCAUAAAUUAGCCGAACCGGAUGGUAUUUACCAUUCAUGUACUAAUAAUUGAACAAUAGCAAACUGCUUGUUACGUUUGUACAUUACAUCUGGUAUGCUUGGUUUUCCCUGCAAUUUGAUUCGAUCGAUUUGAAAGAUGUGAUACCAGUAAUGGGUUUGUACA